Messenger RNA from Chara braunii, 1575 nucleotides. Lineage: Eukaryota; Viridiplantae; Streptophyta; Charophyceae; Charales; Characeae. The record is from the annotation of a GenBank genome assembly.
AUAUGCCAGGAUCUUCUAACUCUUCUUCAAACUGGGGUAUUUUUCCAGCACCGGCACAAACGGCGAGUACAUCGAAUGCUAUCGUUCCCUAUCAAGCUCCGCAGAAUAGGAGCAAUGGUGGUGCUAAUGGUUACUCUAGCGGAGGCAGUUACAACAAUGGAGGCGGUAAUUUCAAUAGCGGUGGUAAUUACAACGGCGGUUAUGGUCAGCGUUAUUCUAGGCCUUGGAACGAAGGUUAUAGGGAGUGUGAUCAGUGGUCUGUUACAUGAGCAGGCUGAGGAGAGGGAGCAGCGUAAACGGGAGGCAGCAAAAUUGUCAGCCUUGGAGGAGGAAAAGAAAAGACUCCAGGCAGAAGAAGAGAAACGUGUGGAAGCAAGGAAGGAGAGGGAGUUGCUGGAAGCCAAGUUGGGACAGAUAGUUAGAUCAAGUAUGAAGGUUGUUUGUGAAUCCGCUUUGGGCAGGAAAGUUGAUCUUCCUGGUGAUGAAGAAUCAGAGGUCAGCAAAUUGAGGAAGGAGCUCGAUGAGUUAAAGACAAGAUGCACUGGGGGUACUUCUUCUUCUUCCAACCUUGAAUCGCUACGACAAGAGAAGGAGGCGUUGCAGAGAGCGCAAGGUCAGGGAUCGGAGGAGCAACGACUGCGCCGUGAGAUUGAGGAUUUGAGAGUCAAAGCCAGUGGUGUGCAACAGGAGAAGAGUGACGACCUUGUCGCUUUGCGGAUGCAAGUAGCUGAACUAAGUGGAUUUCGGAAGUCGCUGGAUGAGAAGAACGCUGAAUUGAUUAGCCUGAAGGCUGAAAAUGCGCACAUCCGGAAUGAAUUCAAAGACUUGCGGGAUGAGGUUGUAUGCCUUCGAAAUGAAGGAAAGCGGGGUAGUGUGGUGAUUACAGAAAAGAGUCCACCGGAGGAGCCAUCGCGAGGCAGAACAAAAACCAGUGAGGCUAUGUACACUCCCAAGGAUCUUGAGGACUUGCAUAAGGCGUACAAAGAGGCUCUGGUGCAGAAGGAGUUGGCUCUACGUGAAGCUGAAGCGCUGAAGGAACGUAUGGCCAGGAUGGGAGCGUCUAAGUAUCGGCAGUCUGUUCGGAAAUCCGUUUUCAGGAAGACAACUCCAAGACGUUUAAAAACAGUUUUGAAUGCUGUGGAGAUCGAAUUUGAUGGCAAGAAGGAAGUGCAGGAUGAUGGUAUGGCCAAGGAGAAGGGUCGCACUGUCGGUGACGUGGCGCAUGAUCUGGAGGAAGAAAUGAUCAAGAGAUUCAGGGAGAGGAGAAUGAAGGAUGUACGCGCGGGAAAGAAGGCCGAUCUCGAAAAGAUGUGUGAAGAGGAAGAGAUAUCCUACAUCAAACUCGAUCAAGCAAAGGCUGACAUCGUCGAGAUUCGUGUGCGACGGGAUUAUGAUGAAUGGCUAAAGACGAAGGAGAUCCAUGAUGAUGAGGACCAGCAUCACGAUUAUGCUACCUCGACGGAAGAGAUUAACGAUGAGUGAGGAGGCGCCCUGAGCGUAUCACACCUGUGGAAUUUGGCAUUGUUUUGUCGUGAUUAUCGAGGGUCGCUGCCCACUUUAGAGGUAACUUAUAUU